AUAUUGAACGAUUUAAUAUCAGGUGUGUACGAGAUGAGGAGACGCAUGCGUAUGAAUAAUUAGAAUGUUUUUUUCCGAAGUCAAUUUUCUUGAUCUUGACAUUGUGAACCAUUGUUGCGCGAAGAGCAGCGAAGAGUGACGUCGGGUGAAAGUGGUGUUUUUUUAUUUGAUAUUAUGGAUAUCUUACAAAAUACAGUUUUCUAAUUUGUUAACGAAGAUGUAGCUGUUUCUUGUGUAAUUUACGUAUAGGUAUAUUGAUUGACGUACGUCAAGAAAAGUCUGGUUUGAUACAUAUUUAGCUGGGUGUUAUUUCGCGUGCUUCGUGUAUUAAUUUGAAUUUUGAAAAAACAAAAUGAGUAGUGUUAAAUUGGAAGUUCAGUGGUCUCCGAUACACUCGAAUAAAUUUAUUACGUGGGGUACUGAAAUAUGUCUUUACGAAGUAGCCCAAAUAAAGGAUACCGUUCGACCGUCGUGUAUUAAAAUCUCAGACUCUACGAUUGCGCAUCUUCUUGCUACAAACACCAGUCAUCAUUACGUCAAAUGUAUUGACAUUUAUCCCCAGCCAGAACCAGAUAUUCUUCUAGCUGUCGGUCAGGCUAAUGGCAAAGUUGUUUUAACAACAUUUGGACCUACUGCGUUCGACUCCCUUGGUCUCACUGGAAAAGAGCUUGCACCCAAACACGCAAGGCAGUGUAACGCAGUAGCUUGGAAUCCAGUGGAUCCAAAUCUGAUUGUAUGUGGAUUAGAUAAAUAUCGUACUGAUCAUUCAGUACUUCUUUGGGAUGUUCUCAAGAGUCCAUUUGAUAUUGAACGUAUACACCAUCACAGUACAAGUCAAUCAGAUUCUGUAAGACCUAUAUCUGAGUCUGGUAUCUCCGAAACAGCUCACUCUCUCGCUUGGUUUAAUAAUGAACCCCGAUGUCUAGUUGUUGGAAUCAAUAAUAAACAUUUAAAAAUUAUAGACUUCAGAGAUGCUGUUAAGGUUGUCAAUGCGACUCCUACAAAAGCUGUGUACAGUCUAUCCGUGGAUCCUCACAAUGACUAUCAUUUGGUUUCUCACAUUGAGAAUCAAAUCACUAUUUGGGACACACGAUAUUUCGAAAAGCCUGUAUUGACAUUACCACAGAGUAGGCCAGUAACAAAAGUUCUGUGGUGUCCGACAAGACACAAUUUGUUGGGAUCAUUGCAAAAGGAUUCAGGAGCCUUACACCUGCACGAUGUUCAACAUUGUGGUAUUGGUGGUGGUGGAGAGGAUACAGAACCAGGUGCUUUGGAAAGAACUGUAAUACCACCAUGGUCAAGCCCUGCUAGUUUUUCAUGGCAUCCGAUACAUGUAAAUAGAUUACUGGGUAUAUCUCAGCAAGGUCUUACGGAUUACACUGUGUUUGAAAGAAUAACAGUAAACUGGGCUACGAGAUCAUAUCUUGCUUGGAAUCACGCAUCUAAAUCUAUUAAAUAUAUUUGUAGCAAUGACAAUAUUUACAAAUCACUAGAUGAUAUAUCAGUUUUAACGAAAUCACGAGCUAAUGCAGAGUAUGGGCUACUGCCGGAAUUGUCACAAAAUGGAGAUUUAGCAGAAAAUGAGACUUUAAAGAAUCUUUGGCAAUGGUUGUACCUAAGUCGUUCGUUGGUAGAUGAUGAUACGAUACAAAGUCCUGAAAACAAGCAUCCUGGAGUCAGGAUGGUGUUAAAACUUGACGGACAGCAAAAUAGUACCAAUAGCUUUAUAAAGUCAGAGUUGGUCCAUCGGCCAUGGACGGAUAUUGGUUCGAAUCAUACCGCAAAAAUAUAUAGAUCAUCGGAUAGAGAUAAAGCACUGCAACUCUGUGGUUGGCGAUUUGAUAAGGAGACGAAUGCUCUUUACAAUCAUUUGUUUCUUGAGAGAUUAGAGAGAGAAGGCGCAUACCCAAGAGCAGCAGCCAUUUCUGUUUUUAAUCUCGGCUUACGACAGGCAAUAGAAAUUUUAAAUAGAGGUGCCAGUAAAAUGUCUCUAGCAACAAAUCUGAAUAUUGUAGCAAUGGCUCUUUCUGGUUUCUCGGAAGAUAGAAACAGCAUGUGGAGAGAACUGUGCUUAAAAUCCCGAUCUCAACUCUCGGAUCCUUAUCUUAGAGCAACUUUUGCCUUUUUGACGGCUGAUAAUGAUUCCUACGAAAAUGUACUUAAUGAAAAUGGUAUGGCUGUGGAGGACAGAGUUGCGUUUGCAUUAAUGUUUCUUUCUGAUAAUAAACUCCAUGAAUACUUGAAAAAAUUGACACAAAAAUUGAGCGAAGAAGGAAACUUGGCAGGUUUUCUCCUUACAGGUGCUAGCAUCGAAGGAGUUCAAUUGCUAAACAGAUAUUUAGAAAUAACGGGAGAUGUUCAAAGUUGCAGUCUAAUAGCGAUUAGAGCUCUGCCGCCUAAACUGUUGCAAGAGAAUCAAGUUCAAGUAUGGAUAGAUAGUUACAGGGCACUUUUGGAUGCUUGGAAAAUGUGGAAUCAAAGAGCACACUUUGAUAUUGCAAUGAGAACAUCGACUAAUGAAAAACCACCCCAACAAGUUUACAUUUCGUGUAAUUUCUGUGGGAAAAGUAUAUCUGCGUAUAUGCAAGGUUUAAGCCGAGCUAGGGGACCAUUUGGAAGACUUGGUGGUACAUCAAACAAAUUGAAGAUGUCUUCAUGUCCGAGUUGUCGUAAACCGCUACCGAGAUGUGCAAUCUGUUUGAUGCACAUGGGUACCGUAAGUGGUUUGCAAACGAGCACAAGUAAUACAAAUCGCUCUGAGGAGGAUAAUAAAUUGACUGAAUUCAGUAGCUGGUUUACUUGGUGUCAAACAUGUAGACAUGGCGGUCAUGCUAAUCAUAUUACCAAUUGGUUUCGUCACCAUUCAGAAUGUCCAGUAACAACUUGUAGAUGCCGCUGUUCAUCAUUAGACGCAUCAUUUAAAGCAGGAAGCCUGUUGCAAAUCAUAUAACCAGUGAUGCUCACACCACACUGUUACUAUAAUUUUUGUAAGAAACAGUACAUUAAUAUGAUAUGAACAAUUAUUUUAAGCUGCACAGUAUGUGUAUAAAUAAAAAAUUAACCUUAUAUGAAGAAGAGAC
Cephus cinctus (wheat stem sawfly) is the source of this 3080-nucleotide messenger RNA. RefSeq names its product GATOR complex protein MIOS-B (gene mio). Gene Ontology annotation, molecular function: protein binding. The record is from RefSeq and is a predicted model, not a curated record. Gene Ontology annotation, biological process: cellular response to amino acid starvation; positive regulation of TORC1 signaling. Lineage: Eukaryota; Metazoa; Arthropoda; Insecta; Hymenoptera; Cephidae. Gene Ontology annotation, cellular component: cytoplasm. Bases 353 to 2950 code for a protein of 865 amino acids. The transcript is spliced from 12 exons.